Guyanagaster necrorhizus is the source of this 1921-nucleotide messenger RNA. Its product is annotated as cytochrome P450. NCBI's taxonomy places the organism in Eukaryota, Fungi, Basidiomycota, Agaricomycetes, Agaricales, Physalacriaceae. The coding region runs from base 273 to 1802 and encodes 509 amino acids. The record is from RefSeq and is a predicted model, not a curated record. Gene Ontology annotation, molecular function: monooxygenase activity; iron ion binding; oxidoreductase activity, acting on paired donors, with incorporation or reduction of molecular oxygen. The transcript has 11 exons.
AGGUCAUCACCCGCAGUUCGUUCAAUGGUUGUGAGCGUGAUGAGCGCCGAGUUCCACUUGGCUGACCCGCUGAGGGUUCUGUCAUGGAGCUAUCCCUCAUUCAAUUCUUCACACCAUCGAUCCAUGGCCACUAAGGAUCAGAAUGCAAAUAGAGGCUGUUUCGAGGAGAAGAGUGGAUGCAGCGGCAUUAUGUAUUCCAUUCCUUUCGGUGCACUUAAGUUGACGUUCUCAUCGCCAUCGAUUGCCUUUGAACAAGUUUACACUGCUACAGCAUGUCUUUCUGGGCCUGCGUUUAUGCUCUAAUCCCUGCGUUUCUGUUGGUUUGGAAAUUCUCGUUGUCUUCCAAAAACCGGUACCCUCCCGGGCCUCCAUCAGUUCCCGGAGUAGGUCACGUAUUCCAGGUACCUACAACAUAUACUUGGAGGUACUUCGAAAAGUUGUCCCUAAUAUAUGGACCUCUGUUCAGAUUGUCACUCGCUGGAAACGAUGUUCUCGUACUAAACAAAUCAGUUGACGCGGAGGAGUUGCUGGGCAGACGUUCGCACAACUACUCUUCGCGGCCUCCACUCGUAUACGCCGGAAAAUAUCAAUCAAACAAUAAGCGCCUUGUUUUACUUCCUUAUGGUCCAGUUCUCAAGAGACAGAGGGCGGCAUUCCAUCAAAUGUUACAACCCCGAGUCGUUGGAGCGUACGAAAAUAUGCAAGAGUUUGAAUCUCUUCGGCUACUGCAUGAUAUCGUGGACAAACCGACCAAGGCAUUUCGUCAUAGUCAGCGUUUUGCUGCAGCAUUAGUGUUUACCCUGAGCUAUGGAAGACGUCUUCAAGACAAUGACAACGAUUUGGACAGUGUCAUCACUGUUCUAAACGGCUUCGUAUGCGAUACCUAUCCUGGAGCUCAUCUUGUGGAUACUUUCCCUUGCUUGGAUCUGCUUCCAGAUUUCUUAUCCCCUUGGCGCGCGCAGGCGCGCGUUAAGCAUGAAUUCGAGAUGAAACUGUAUACUCGUCUUGUGUUGGAGGUCAAGGAGCGCAUGGAUUCUGGUAAACAAAACCUCGAAUGCUUCGCCGCCAGAUUGUGGGAACGCCAGAAUACAGAGACGCUGGACCUCGAAGAAAUGUCCUAUAUCGCCGGUACGGCGUUCGAGGCGGGUACUGAUAGCACGGCGGGUACCAUCCAGUGGUUCUUCAUGGCGAUGAUCCUCUAUCCAGAUGCUAUGCAUCGGGCGCAAGUGGAGUUAGACAGUCUCCUCGGACCAGAUGGACAGACGGUCCCUGGAUUCGCCCACAUCAAUGAACUUCCCUAUUGCUUUGCUCUCACCAAAGAGGUCUUACGAUGGGCUCCUGCGGCUCCCGGUGGUUUCCCGCACUACUCUGAUGCCGAUGAUGAAUAUAAGGGAUUCAAGAUCAAUGCGAAAACGAUGGUUAUACCCUGCAUUUGGUCAAUGCAUCACGACCCAGACGAGUUCCCUGAUCCUUACGUAUUCAGACCAGAGAGAUUUCUGCCUAACGGAGGUGCCAUUGAGAAUGAUUCCCUUACCGAAGGCCACUAUGGGUUCGGCUUCGGUCGUAGAAAAUGCCCAGGGCAAUAUCUAGGUUCAAAGACCAUCUGGAUAGGGCUGACUCGUCUAUUAUGGGCUUUCGACAUUCAACCUGGUCUUGACAAACAAAGGAAGCCAAUUAUUAUCAGCCCUGAUAAUUGUACCUCAGGAAUGACCUCGAAACCGAUAGAUUUCGAGAUGCGAUUAACGCCACGAUCCGAUGGUCACGCCCGUACCAUCAGAAGGGAGUGGGCGAUGAUCAGUUAGGUGACGGGUCAGCGUUGAAUCAAAAGAAGAGUAUUGAAUAUGGCUUUUACGCUUCAAGUCUGGGCCAGAGUACCCACAUAAUUUGAAUGAUGUCCAUCAUGCUUUACUUGCAAUGCAGG